Molecule: messenger RNA, 912 nt
Organism: Sus scrofa (pig)
Lineage: Eukaryota; Metazoa; Chordata; Mammalia; Artiodactyla; Suidae
Product: olfactory receptor 2T33-like
Biological process (GO): G protein-coupled receptor signaling pathway
Cellular component (GO): membrane
Molecular function (GO): G protein-coupled receptor activity; olfactory receptor activity
Source: RefSeq, a predicted model, not a curated record
AUGGAAAAUGCAAAUGACACCACAGGAAUAAACUUCAUUCUUCUAGGGCUCUUUAACCACACACAGACCCAUCAGUUCCUCUUUUCCAUAGUGCUCAUGACCUUUCUCACCUCCCUGAUGGGCAACACCUUCAUGAUCUUGCUCAUCCACGUGGAUCCCCACCUCCACACACCCAUGUACUUCCUGCUUAGCCAGCUCUCCCUCAUGGACAUGAUGCUGGUCCUCACUAUUGUCCCCAAAAUGGCAGUCAACUACCUGAUGAACACCAGGUCCAUUUCUCCUGUUGGCUGUGGCUCCCAGAUCUUCCUGCUUCUCACUCUGGGAGGGGGUGAGUGCUUCCUCUUAGCAGUCAUGGCCUAUGACCGCUAUGUGGCUAUCUGUCACCCCCUGCGAUACCCAAUCCUCAUGAAUCAGAAGCUCUGCUUGCACAUGACAGCAGGCUCCUGGGUUUUGGGAGGAGUAGAUGGGUUGAUGCAGGCUGGUGCCACCCUGAGCUUCCCUUACUGCCACUCUCGGGAAAUCAACCACUUCUUCUGUGAGGCACCAUCCCUUGUGCGCCUUGCCUGUGCAGACACGAUGAUUUUUGAGUUUUUCAUGUAUGUCUGCUGCAUUCUGAUGCUAUUGAUACCACUGUUUCUCAUAUUGGCCUCCUACAGUCUCAUCCUGACUGCUGUGCUUCACAUGAAGUCCACUGCCACCAGGAAAAAAGCCUUUGCCACCUGUUCCUCCCACCUGGCUGUCGUGGGGCUGUUCUAUGGAACCAGCAUAUUUAUCUACAUGUGGCCCAAAUCCUACCAUUCAGUGGCCUAUGACAAGGUGGUCUCUGCUUUUUAUACAGUUUUCACACCUAUGUUGAACCCCCUUAUAUAUAGUGUGAGGAAUAAAGAAGUCGAUGGGGCUUUGAGAAAGUGA